This is a messenger RNA of Emiliania huxleyi CCMP1516, 237 nucleotides long. RefSeq lists its product as hypothetical. Lineage: Eukaryota; Haptophyta; Isochrysidales; Noelaerhabdaceae. The transcript has a single exon. The record is from RefSeq and is a predicted model, not a curated record. The annotation marks the transcript as partial.
AUGCCUGAGGCGGCUGAGGAGCACUCAGUCUGGAGGCCGCUGUUCCUUGCCGGCGUGCCCAUGGUGCUGCUGAGCAUCGCAAUGCUCGCCGCCUACCACAGAUUCAAGGAGAGAAGGCGCCGCUCCGCGUUGAUCCUCUCGGCCAACCGGCUAGUUGACGUUUGGUCUGGCAUGCACCUGACCGUUCGGUCUGUCCGCACUUCGCAAGCGGGGGAAAAGCUGCGCACGACCGAGCAG